Messenger RNA from Meloidogyne enterolobii, 534 nucleotides. Lineage: Eukaryota; Metazoa; Nematoda; Chromadorea; Rhabditida; Meloidogynidae. The record is from the annotation of a GenBank genome assembly.
UUUCGUGUUUCGCUUUUUAAAAUGACUUUCGCCUUUUCGCCUUUCGUCUUUCGCCUUUUAAAAUCUGUUUCGGCACAUCCCUGGUCCCUGCCUCCUCGAAAAACUUUCCCGUUGGUUCUCCCCCCCCCCUUGUCGGGGAACAACCCUUCCCAAAAAUUUUCAACAUUAAUUUCCUUUUAUUUUGCUAAUAAAAUUUUUUAAAAAUUUUAGACGUUCAAAAACAGCGUCCGUAAGUUUAUUUAUUCGCUUUUUCAGAUUUUUUUUUAAUAUUUAGCUGAGACUUACAAUUUAAUUUUUGCAAAUGGGGCAGAUUUAAAAUUUUCUGGAAAAGCACAAACUGCAGAAACUUGGUUUGAAGGAAUGUCUUGGAGGCCUUGUGUCUGUUCUGCUUGUAAUACACACAUUGGAUGGUAUUUUCAAUCUCCAGAAAAGGAUUUUGUUGGUCUUGUUAUUGACAAUUUAAUAAGUGAAGAUUGUUUGUUUUUUUUAUUUUUGUUCAAAAUUUUUUGUCAUUUUUUGCAAGGGAUAUUUUGA